AUGGUUACAAAUUCUCACUCUUUCUACGCCUGUCCACUUCGCUCUUCUUCACUUCUCAUAGUCAACCAACUCGACCAAACAAUCAUCACUGCCACCGAUGAAGUAUUCGAUAGCCUUGGCUACAGACCCUGCGAUCUCAUGGGACACUCGAUUCUAACGCUCGCUCUACAACAACAACAUCAACAACAGCACCAAUAUCACAAUAAUCAAAUGCCUUCUUCUUGCCGACGCUAUUACGCACGGCACGCUGCCAGAGGACAAGUUUCUCUAGAAAUAUGUGUUCAUCAUGAUCCAUUUGGAGCCACAGAUAGUCUGGAUUAUUGGCUCAUACGACUAAAUGCCUUUGCUCCACAGCCAGCAACAAUUCUUCGUUUAAGCCCUUAUGGCACAAUCGAAUACUGCCAACCAGCACCAUCCUUCCACCAGCUCACCUCUGAAAUGCUAGGAAGACCAAUAAUGGGUUUCAUUCACUCAGACGACGUACCCGCUUUUUGCGCGCACCUCAACAACACAGCAAAAAGCAAAACGCACACCGCAAGGACCUUCCGUACACGUUGGUCAAAAUACGCCCUCCAAGACCUUCCAGAAGACUACAACAACACAAAACACUACGACUGGAUGUCUCUCACUGCAGUCACAACCGGUCAUCGCACUGGAAGUCCUACAGACGCCUUUCAAUGCCGCCCCCUGUGCAUUCUACAGCCAGUUCCUGGAGAAACUGUAAUGGAACAAGCCAGGAGAGUCUGCAUUGAGUAUCUCCAAGGAAUGGUUGGACAAUGCGCAGAAUUUAGCUCAUCGGCAAUGGACAUGGUCACAAUUGCUGUAAUUGAAGGCUGGCAUCAAGGCAAAACCUACAGUCUAGCCUUCUUGGCCCACCUCCUCGCCAGUCUCCUUGAUCACGUGCAGCAUCCUGCUCUUGAUGCACCUUUGGGUGACAACAUCCUCCUUGUUGAUAACGUCAAUAAUAUUGAGCUUCUUCGCUUUGAACAAGACGACCAAGAAAACGAAUACCGUCGAGUAGAAACCUUACGAGAACUCGUCAAAUCAGUCGAAAGCACCUUACUUGUACAGCACAUUCUAAAUUUCCUUGGCAUGGCUGGACUCGUCGACCGCUCUCGAUGUGUUACGGACAUCCUUGAAACAUCCCUCGACAAAGAAUGGAUGAGCUGUUUAAAAAUGCAGACUUAUGCAUAG
Phycomyces blakesleeanus NRRL 1555(-) is the source of this 1194-nucleotide messenger RNA. RefSeq lists its product as hypothetical. Lineage: Eukaryota; Fungi; Mucoromycota; Mucoromycetes; Mucorales; Phycomycetaceae. Bases 1 to 1194 code for a protein of 397 amino acids. The transcript has a single exon. The record is from RefSeq and is a predicted model, not a curated record.